Molecule: messenger RNA, 3119 nt
Organism: Pelagomonas calceolata
Lineage: Eukaryota; Pelagophyceae; Pelagomonadales; Pelagomonadaceae
Source: the annotation of a GenBank genome assembly
AUGCGGCACCGUCUCGUGCUGUCCAGCAUCGCUGCGCUCGCGGCAGCCCAGCUCCAAUGCGGCCCGCCGCCCGACGAUACAGGCACCGAGGGAGAGGACUGGUGCGCCACCGCGGCGCCGCGCGACCUGUGGGCCUGCGAGGCGGCCAUGCAGCGGCGGCUGCUCGGCUCGUCGACGCCGCGCCACGGCUGCGACGCCGCGGCGCCGUCGACGACCGCGGUGGCGGUGGGCAGCCGCGACACCGUGCCGCACGCGCAGACGUGGGCGGACCUGCGCUGGGCGAGCUACGAAGGUGGCACGUUCCUUCUCCACGAUCCCAGCGGCGCGCUGUUCCGCGGCGCGACGGCCACGGCGCGCGGGCCGGAGCCGCCGCGGGACCGGCUGCUGGGCGCGAGCAAGUGGGGCCUCUUCUUCCACGACGGCGGCGACGCCAGCCGGGGCGUCGUCGUCGACGAGCCCUACGCGGCGGCAAAGUGCCACGUCGCGUUCGCGGAGCGGCUCUACGUGCUCAACCUGCUGACGACGCAGGUCGGCCACCUCCUCGUGGACGUGCUCGAGCCGCUGUUUUACGACGCGGAGCGGAGCGGCGGCGGCGCCGUGGACCCCGCGCGGACGCGCAUCAGCAUCCAGGUCCACGUCGAGCGCCGGUCGCUCCACCGGCGGCUCAUGGACGCGAUCUACGGGGACACGCCCUUCGCGCUGCUGCGGCUGUUCACGCGCCACCCGAUCCACACGAAGGACGCCCUCGACGGCCUGCCGGGCCGCCUCUGCCUGCCGAGCGCGGCCGUGGAGCUCGACAUCACGGACGCGUACUACGCGCGCGGCCACGACGCGCGCGAGGCCAACCGCACGGCCGCGGCGCCGGACGCGAGCGAGGUCCGGCGGUACCGACGAUUUCGGCAAUUCCUCCGCGACGGCCUGCGGCACGACGUGACGCGCCCACCCAAAACGGUCGUCUUCGUCGAGCGCAAGGGCCAGCGCGAGCUGCUGAACGGCGACGCGCUGAAGGACGCGACGGCGCUAGCGGCGACGGCGGCGGGGCUGCGCUUCCGAGCGGUCGCGCUGGAAGAUAUCGGGUUCAGCGAGCAGCUCGAGCUCUUCGGGGACUGCGCGCUGCUGGUCGCGCAGUACGGGUCGGCGUUGCACAACGUGCUGUUCCUGCCGGACGCCGCCGUGGUCCUCAUGCUGCCGAUGCCCAAGUGGUGCGACGAGAGCUGGCACUUUGAGCGCCAAGCCUACCUGCUCGGCCACGCGGUCGUGCGCGUCUGCGCCGCGGGCGACGACGCGGGCCGGCGCGUGCGGUGGGCGCGGCGCGCGGCGCGGCAGGGGCCCUGGCACGCCAAGGACGCGGAUUUUGCCGUCCCCGUUGCGACGUUCGAGGCGGGGCUUCGGGCGGCGCUCGCCGACGACGUCACGUCUGCGACGUUCCGCGCGCCGCCGCCGCCGCCAUUACACCCGGAAGACCUGGUGACGCCGCGCGUCCACGUCACGGACGCGCGCGUCGAGGCCGGCACCGUGGAGGUCGUGGUGGCCGACCACGGCGGCGCCGGCGUCGGCGACGUCGAGGCCGACGCGCUCGCGCGCGUGCGCUUCGUCGUGGAGGUCGUCCUGAGCGACGACGGCGCGCCGCCCGACGCCCGGGAGCGCGAGUUCCUGGCGCGGGUCGACGCGGGGCGCGUCGAGCUCUGCCUCACGCCGGCGGCGGCCGCGGACCCGAACACGGACGUGGCGUGCUUUUCCGCGAACCUCUUCAACGAGUUCUCGACGGUGGACGCGGGCGUCGUGUGGGGGGACCGCGUCGUGUUCCGGUUCUGGCUCCGCGACGUCGACGCGGGCGACCUGCCGGGGAGCGAGACGUUCUUCGGAUUGGACGUCGACGGGCCCUACGACGGUCUCGGCGCGUCGACGAUCACGCACCUCGUCGACGGGCCGCUGCCCAGCUCAAAGCCCCGCUCCAAGUUGUUCUCGGUGCCCGACUGGCGGCGGUUCCGCGCUUCCGACGUCGUGGAGCUCGAGGUCGUGCUCGACGACGAGAGUCUGCCGCUCGUGUUGCUCCCGCGGCACCCGACGGCGGUCCAGGCCCGCGUCGCGGCGUUUUGCCGGAAUCACAAAUUACCGCGCGGCGCGUGCGCCGACGUCGCGCUCGCGGCGUUGCGCGAGGUCCGCGGCGCUGCGGCGGCGAUCGCGGCGGGCCUGCCGCUCGUGCAGCGGGCGCCGACGCCGGAGCGGCCCUUUGUGUUCCUGCACCACGAAAAGUGCGCCGGGAGCUCGCUCCGGCGCUAUUUGGUCCAGGCGGCGAAGAAGCGCGGCGUCGGCUUCUUCGUGCCCUGCUACGACGGCGGCGGAGUCUACCGCGAGGACGAGCGGUGCUACGCGUUUGAUUUGUCCAACGCGACGGCGGCGUCGGGCGGCGCGCCCCCGGCACUCGCGGCCACCGCGGGCCACUUCAACUGGGGCGUCUGGGACGCGCUGCCCUCGUCCAAACAUGACCCGCCGCCGUGUUUGAGUUUGGUGCGGCACCCUAUUGACCGGGCCAUCUCGCUCUUCUACGAGCGCGUCUACCAGCGCGACGACCACCUCGGCGGCCGGCGGCUGAACGACUGGAGUGUGUCAGACUUUGAGUGGCUGCUCGGGGCCUUUAAGGGCUCGGCCUUUUCCAUGUGGCGCGACGAGGGCUUUUGCGACCAGGUCUGCAAGAACCUGCUCGGGCUGGCGAUCAAUAGGGGGCGGACGCCCGCGGCCGUCGACGCGCUGCCCGCCGACGUGACAUCGAGGGCGGCAUCCUCGUUGGACGCCGGCCUGGCAGUCGAGCGCCUGGGAAAAUGUGUCGUGGGAAUCCAGGAGGACUGGGCCGGGGCCCGGCGCGCCAUCGACCACUGGUUCCCGUGGCUCUCGUUCGACGACGACGUCCGCCGCAACGUGGGCUUCUCCGACGCCGAGACGCGCCAGACCCUGCGGCCCGAGUUGAGCGCCGCCAUCGAAAAAUGCAACGCCUGCGACCUCGCGGUCUACGAGGCGGCGACGCGGCGCGUCGAGGCGCAAAAGGAGUUUCUCGACGAGCGCGCGGCAAUACUCGUGGCGGAGCGCGGGGCGCGGGCGGGUUAAAUUUAUUAUGUUGA